AUGGGAUAUACAAUUGUAUUACUUUGUCUCAUUUUCGGCAUAAUUCCAUCGCCAUCGUUUGCUGCUAAACGCAAUCCAUUGCAUUCUCUGCGCUCACACAACUGGCGUCCUUCAAGAACGCCUUGCUCCGACUAUGAGAUGCUGAUUAUAAACACGCAAUAUUGCGUCUCCCGCUGUCCAAUCCGUUGUGUAAAUGGUAGCUGCUUUGAGGAUGACGUCUGCCCUUGUGCCGACUACUAUCAGACUUCAUUUAAGGAGGGCGAGAGUUUAGUGUGCGCAUCCGAGUGCUUACCCGGCUGUAAGAGCGCUGGUGGUUUUUGUGCCGCGCCUGAUCUUUGCCUCUGCAGUCGCGAAGGGUUUCAUUUCGACGCGGUGGCGAGACGUUGUCGCGAAUAUCAUAUUUUUCGUGAUCGUUGUCUCGGACGUUGCUUAUAUGGCAAGUGCAAUGCCAACGGUGAAUGUACAUGCGCGCAAGGAUACACUGCUCAGGACGCAGUAUUUGGUCAACUCUGCGCUCCAGUUUGUAAGCAAGAUUGUGGUAAAUACGGCUUCUGUUUUCUUCCAAAUAUGUGCGCAUGCCGAAAGAAAGACUAUCAUUAUGAAUACGAUGGUAUGUGCCACGGCGACUACAUACAUUUGGAGCAAUAA
Ceratitis capitata (Mediterranean fruit fly) is the source of this 648-nucleotide messenger RNA. RefSeq names its product wnt inhibitory factor 1. The record is from RefSeq and is a predicted model, not a curated record. The transcript is spliced from 3 exons. The coding region runs from base 1 to 648 and encodes 215 amino acids. Lineage: Eukaryota; Metazoa; Arthropoda; Insecta; Diptera; Tephritidae.